This is a messenger RNA of Peniophora sp. CBMAI 1063, 246 nucleotides long. NCBI's taxonomy places the organism in Eukaryota, Fungi, Basidiomycota, Agaricomycetes, Russulales, Peniophoraceae. The record is from the annotation of a GenBank genome assembly.
AUGGGCCACUCCGUACAUGAUGACCCCGCCCUCGAGCGCUGGAACGCAAUGCGUGAAGGCGCAUGGGCGCACUUCAAGCUCACCAAGCGCAACACCCGUCCAAUCCUCAUGAUGGGCGUCAUCAUCCCCGCCGGCCUCUUAUGGCUCGCGGCCAGCUCAGACAACAAGUUCAACAUGGUCUCGCGUCGGAAGAACGACUCGUUGUUAAGGAACCCGCCCGUUGUAGCCGAGCCGACAGAAGAGUAG